Messenger RNA from Daldinia caldariorum, 3004 nucleotides. RefSeq lists its product as uncharacterized. Bases 623 to 2566 code for a protein of 647 amino acids. The transcript is spliced from 3 exons. The record is from RefSeq and is a predicted model, not a curated record. NCBI's taxonomy places the organism in Eukaryota, Fungi, Ascomycota, Sordariomycetes, Xylariales, Hypoxylaceae.
CGUCGAAUUGAAAAUUCGGGUUGUUUGUCUCGGUAUUCCGAGGUCCGACAUCGCCGCCAGCAAGCCGCCGGCUGAUUACUAAAUAACCCAACGGAGGUCAAAAUACCGGGCGAGUUCCAAUCUACCUAACUACCUUAGGUACAUGUAAAUGGACUUAUAUCAGUGCCUUAGGUAAUCGUGGAGUUGAAAACACCUUAAUCAAAAUUGGGACAUCGCUGAAAAUAUGUAAUUUAGUAAAAUAUUAUCAAAAGGGAAGCCGCAUUGCGUUCCCGUCGGUUGGGUACCAAUAAGGAUGUAUUCUGGUUAUUCUGCCGCCUGUUGCCGUGGAAACGCCAACUUCCCGGUUUCUCGCCCACAAUGAUACACAACGAUACAUAACGAUACACAAUCCCAGUCGUUACAACCUAGUCAUUCGUUAUUGUACCUGCGUGUGUUGUAUGCAUACCUCUAACCUACACAUCCCACUUCUUUCCCCACACCAAUGGCGCUCCCAGCUCUUUCGCAAUCAUAAGAUCACGUAUUCCAGUUUUUUUUUUCUACCGACGAUCCAAUCCCGCUCUCAUACUCCCAUACCUAUGAAUGUCUCUCAGUCCCGCCAGUUAAAGUGAGACCGUCCGCAGAUAUGGGUGCUCAGCAACCCUACAUGUACGAUGCCGAAAGGCGCGACUCUCGAUCCCCCGAAAAACCAUUCGAUCCAAAGGCUAUCACGAGAGCAAGCUGGGAACCGCAACCUAAGAGAAAGAAGCAGAAAGGGCCCUUCUUAGCCUUUAACAGACACCCUGAUGCGCAUGUGGUGCCGACUGGCCGCACCUCGAUGUUCAAACCUAUGAGCAGUACCACGAAGUGGUGGGUCAAGUUCAUGAGAUAUGUUCAAUUAUUCCUUCGCAUCCUAGAAAUGAUUGGAGGUGGUUGUUUACUUACCCUCAUGAUACUAAUCACCAAUGUUGAUCCUUUUGUUUCUUGGGUUAUGAGAAUCACACCCGGUGUUGUAGUCAUCAGUUGUAUCUACGCCAUCUGGCAUCUCAUAAGACCCGCCGGAUCAAGACCACCUGGUUCGUCGGCAGCCUACCAGAUGUUCGCUGCUGUUACGGACCUAACUGUUCUACCACUAUACGCCUUCGGCAUUAUCUCAGUUGUCAACCACGGCGAGGAGUGGGAACUUAUCAUAACGGCUUCUCCCGUACUUACCGAUUACCUAGUCCAGAGCGAGUACUUCACGCUCAUCAGCGCCGGCAGCCUGCACGUCAUCUCGCUUGGUAUAUCGAUUUGGUUGUGUUUGAUGUUUCGGCGAAUCGCUAGUAUGCCGCCGGACUUCAAUCCAUUGGAAGACCAUCUUACUUCUCGCGUUAAACAACACAAACGCAACAAGUCGUCCGUCGCAACCAGCUACACUGCAGUCUCGGAUGGCUCUGAACGCCUUGAUUCACCCUUUGAAAGCUAUCGCCACUCGCGACCACCUAGUAUCCCCUUCAUGCACACGCGCGCCGGUUCUAGAGACUCUUUUGCUUCGUCGAAGCGUGAUUCGCGAUGCGAUCUCCCCAGCAGACAGUACCAAAUCACACCGGGCAACUCCCCCCGCGAUAGUGUUGCGGAACUGAAACGCCUAUCCACCCCGCAAGUCGCUCAGCGUGCAAGCUAUACCGAGUUCCCACUCCACGAGACCGGCGCACAGUCGCCAGCCUCCUCAUCCCGGCCCAGCAGCAUUACCCUCGCUCCAACUCCCUCCCCUCACCAACCCACCAACGCAUCCCCAACCCGCAUCGCCAAGUUCACCGAAGCGUGGUACGCCUCCGAGUCCCUUAUCAACCGCACGCAGGAGCGGCAGCGGGCCCUAAACGCCGCCGAGCGAGCGCGGAAAACCAAGUCCCUGCCCCAGUUCCAAUCCCAGCAGUACGAGGCCGUAAAUCAGCGAUACAACUUCGAUGACUCGGAAGACGAACUCUCGGACCGCGAGAACAACGACAUGAUGCGCCCGGACGACUCCGACUUCGAGGCCGACGACGUGCCCAGCAGCCCCAUCGACGUCAUGGGCCACCUGCGGCCGAACCCGCUGCGGCUGAACCCGACCCCGCAGGGGCAGCCGCAGCUCGUGCAGAAUAGGCAGAAGACGCCGUUCCAGGAGGCCAGCCACAACGCGCAUAGCGCGAGCGUUAGCCGGGACAUCGUCGACGAGAAGGCCAACAGCAACAACAACAACAGCAGCAGUAGUAAUAGUAAUACGGCACGAGCGCCCUCCUUCUGGCGCCGCAGCUUGAUCGUGCCGAAAGGCGGCAGCGGUGGCGGGCGCAACAGGGACUCGUCGAUCCAGCCGGACGGCGACUUCUACGCUAAGCCCUACGGCGAACUGAAGCCCGCCACGCCGCCCGUCAUGAUCGGUGGCAAAACAGCAGCAGGAGGAGGGAAUCGUCAAGUCUCGUCUGGAAACGAUUAUGGCGACUUGGGGAGCGGGAUCGCGGGCGCGUGGAGAAGGAAUGUUAGUGGGAAGAUUGCGGAGGAGGGGCUAGGAGGAGGAGAAGGAGUGGGGAAUAAUAAGUAUUCUCGAUACAGCAUUCUGAACGAUGAUUAAGCAAUGUUAAAUUAAGUUGGGGGAAACGUUGGGAAUGCCUUUGGAUUGUUGGUUGGUGGAAAUGAGGGCCGCCUUGGAGUUACGGUUUUUUUGUUGGAUCUUCUUUGCUGGGUUCUCUGGAUAGGGGAUCGGGCAGGAGAAGGAGGGGGAGAUGUGGACAUGGCUUCACGGAUGUAAGAUUAGGACAAACGAAACAGAAACAGGAACAAGAACUGGAACUGAAUCUCGGUCGGUCAGGUUGUUAAUGUUCUGGUUUCAUGGCAAUGAUGUGCAGAUAGAAGAUUUACUCGGUUGUAAUAUAAAGCUGUAUAUCCUUCUAUCCGGUACAGGUGAGUUUUGCCAAAUUACCUGAUUACCUAACGUAAAAUAUCCAUAGUACCUUCUAGUCUUUCUAGUGGCCACUGGGUGAUAAAGUGAUUAACCUAUCUGGGUUAACCG